Messenger RNA from Theileria equi strain WA, 2184 nucleotides. RefSeq names its product translation elongation factor G1, putative. Gene Ontology annotation, cellular component: mitochondrion. The transcript is spliced from 3 exons. Lineage: Eukaryota; Apicomplexa; Aconoidasida; Piroplasmida; Theileriidae. The record is from RefSeq and is a predicted model, not a curated record. Gene Ontology annotation, molecular function: GTP binding; translation elongation factor activity; GTPase activity. The coding region runs from base 1 to 2184 and encodes 727 amino acids. Gene Ontology annotation, biological process: mitochondrial translational elongation.
AUGUAUACCAUCAAGUAUCGCAUAGGAUUCCGCCUUUUGCUGGCAAAAGCGCAGAAAAGGGAACUUUCCAGAAACUUUACUCGCUACUUUUCCUCUAUGGAAAGAUGUAGAAACAUUGGUAUAUCUGCCCAUAUAGAUUCUGGAAAGACUACACUCACUGAACGUAUUCUCUACUACACAGGAAGGAUCGACAGCAUCCAUGAAGUACGUGGUUCAGACGGUGUUGGUGCCAAGAUGGAUUCCAUGGAACUCGAAAGAGAAAGAGGAAUCACAAUCCAAUCUGCAAGUACGUAUUGCAAAUGGAGAACGAACGAAAAAGAAUAUGACAUAAACAUCAUAGACACACCCGGACAUGUGGAUUUUACCAUAGAAGUAGAAAGGGCCUUGAGAGUACUAGAUGGUGCCAUUUUGUUGGUAUGUUCCGUAGCAGGUGUACAAAGUCAAACAUUGACAGUAAACAAGCAAAUGGACCGAUAUUCAAUCCCCCGGAUAUUUUUUUUGAAUAAAAUGGACAGAGAAGGUGCGGAUGUUAAUCGAUCGGUAGAAAUGUUACAAAAGAGAAUGGGAUUGCAAGUAUCUCUACUGCAACUCCCAAUAUUUGCGAAUAAUAAAUUUGAGGGAAUUGUAGAUAUAAUUAAUGGAAAUGCUUACUAUUUUAAAGGAACCCACGGAGAAACAUUGCAACUGGAAGAAGUUCCGGCGGGAAUGAAAGAUAUGAUACAAGAAACAUAUACAAACCUCUUGGAAAAGCUUGCAGAUGUUGACGAUAUAUUCGCAGAGCAUUUUCUGGAGAAUAACAUUUCUGUACCCUUGAUAAAAGAAGCGAUCCGACGUUCUACUUUAAAUCAUAAAAUGUAUCCUGUACUACUAGGAUCAGCAAAGGGAAACAAAGGGGUGCAGUUGCUCUUGGAUGCUGUUUGUGAAUACCUCCCACAUCCCUUUGAAGUCAAGAACACGGCUUACACUAAAGACGGCGAUCCUAUAACUAUAGAUGGGUCGAUUUCUUCCCCACUUCUGGCAUAUGGAUUCAAAAUACAAGAUACACACUUGGGACAGCUGACAUAUUUGCGCAUAUACCAAGGAACCUUGAGAAAGGGUCUACCACUACACUUGGUAGAGGAUGGAAAACGUCAUAGUUUUAAGAAACUGUACAGAAUGCAUUCAAAUGAGAGCGAAGAAAUACAAUCUGCGAACUCUGGGGAUAUUGUUGCAAUAUCAGGGCUUAAAUGCAACUCUGGUGUUACGUUUACAGAUGGAAGACUAGAACAUACAAUGGCACCGUUAUAUGUUCCGUUACCAGUUGUUUCAUUGGCCCUCAAAAAAGUUAGUCAUUCUGAUCUAUCAAAAUUAUCAAAAGCCCUUGCGAGGUUCCAGAGGGAAGAUCCCACAUUUAAAAUAACUAUAGAUGACGAAUCUAAAGAAACAAUCAUGUCCGGAAUGGGUGAAUUGCAUUUAGGAAUAUAUAUUGAGAGGAUGAAACGUGAGUACGGUCUUGAAUUGGAAACGGGGAAACCUAUUGUAAACUAUAGAGAAACGGUUACCACAAGAGUAGACUUUGAUUACACUCACAAACGCCAAUCUGGAGGUGCAGGGCAAUAUGGAAAAAUUAUAGGCUAUAUUGAGCCGAUUGGAGAAGAUCCUAACGACCAUAUCUGCAUAGAAUUUGUGAACAAAUUGAUAGGAAAUGACAUCCCACCUAGCUUUAUCCCUAGCAUCGAAAAUGGAUUUAGGGAAUGUGCAAAAAAGGGUCUUUUGUCAGGUAGACCUAUGAUAAAUACAAGAUUCGUGCUCACAGAUGGAGCUUCACAUGAGGUUGACUCGUCGGAUAUAGCCUUCAAAUUGGCCGCAUUCGGUGCGUUUAACGAAGUUUUUAUGGACGCUGAACCAAUUAUACUCGAACCAAUCAUGUCAAUAGAAGUUGUCUCUCCAUCUGAAUAUCAAUCACAGUGUUUGUCAACCCUCACAAAAAGAAAGGGUGUAGUCACAAAUACAGGCAACUACGGAGAUAACGUGGUACUAAGUGCAGAUGUACCAUUAAGAAAUAUGUUUGGAUACAUUACGGAUCUUAGAGCUGCAACAAAAGGUCAAGGCGAAUUCACAAUGGAAUUCAAGUAUUACCAGCCCAUGAACAAGGCAGACCAAGAUGAAGCAAUGAAGGAAUACCAAGACUCACUUAAGAAAUAA